Messenger RNA from Protopolystoma xenopodis, 249 nucleotides. The record is from the annotation of a GenBank genome assembly. NCBI's taxonomy places the organism in Eukaryota, Metazoa, Platyhelminthes, Monogenea, Polystomatidea, Polystomatidae.
AUGGCAGUAGACGCUGUACCGACUGAGCGUGUGUCUCGAAGUCGCCCCGACAACACGACCUCAGUUAAAAAAGUGGAAACACAGAGGGAUGAGACCUGGACAAUGGUACAACUUCUCAUCCUGUCGACAAAUCGGUCGGUCAUUUGUGCCCUCUCGAUUCGGCGCGAGGGCACCAUAGCUCUACUACCUCUUUGUCGUGGCCCUCAGCACACCCGGAACGGGCUUGAAGUGGUUGAAACAAGGGCUUGA